Messenger RNA from Myzus persicae (green peach aphid), 3214 nucleotides. Its product is annotated as serine-rich adhesin for platelets-like. NCBI's taxonomy places the organism in Eukaryota, Metazoa, Arthropoda, Insecta, Hemiptera, Aphididae. The coding region runs from base 56 to 2506 and encodes 816 amino acids. The record is from RefSeq and is a predicted model, not a curated record. The transcript has 7 exons.
CGGACACCACCCCUAUCGCACAUCCGCACGCCACAGCACCGGAAGCAGCAGAGCCAUGGGUACGUUUCGACAACGGAUGGUCGCGAUCGCAACGGUCCUCGCAGCGUUCGCCGCAGCACCGAGCGUUUCGAGAUCGGUGAACAUCAGCAGUUCUUGGCUGUUGCCGCAAAACGAGUUUCCGGUUUUCUAUCGACAUUUCAGAGACAGAGUGACAUGGUUCGAAGCCGACGCCGUGUGCCAAUUUCACCACGCUCAACUGGCCACAGUUGAAUCCAACAGUCAGUUUGAGGCAAUACGUAGUUAUCUGAAGGAAUUAGACGUGAUCGAGAAUGUUUGGAUUGGUUUGAAACGGAACAGCGAGGCUAGUGAAUUCACAUGGACCAAUUACCAGCCCCUUGCAAGAAGCGGUUACUUUAGAGAAGAAGUUCCACGUUCAUCGGACCCAGUUUGCGUCGUCACUGACCCUACGGCCAACUUCAAAUGGCACAGCUUACAUUGUGGAGGCCCUGAAGUAGCAUCUUUCGUUUGCGAACUCCCAGUUCCAUAUUGGGCAUCCAAGAGCAAUGGUUGCAUGACAAGUAUGAUGGAAGGUAUGACAGUCACUUUCUUGCCGGAACGUCCUGCCAUUCAACUCACCAAGGAAUGCAGUCCAGGUGUUUCCAAAAACGUUACUUGCAAAGGAAACAUGAAACAAUCGGAAAUAAUCGAAAAGUUAAGCUGUCCGAAUUCUAACAAACCACUGAAGACGUUAUUCAAACCUGUCAAACCUGAAAUAGUUGAUAUAAAGUUAAAAACAACGACCUCAAGCUCAGAAUCAGACGUUGAAGACUACGCCAUCGAGAUGGCCACGAUUGCUCAAUACAACGAUGAAACGUUCCAGUCGAUAUCUAAAGUGAUGGGACGCGGCAUCAUCAACUUGCCACAAGAAAUGUCGAUCGCCCAAGAACCAAUUAAGUCUUCGGGCCGAGGAAGUUUCGACACCAAUGGUAUUGAUUCGGCUUUUAUCGGUGGCCAAGUCAAAACUACCAGCACCAGCACUAGCAGCACUAGCACCGGCACUAGCACUAGCCCUAGAACCACCAGCUCUGUGUCCAGCGCAAGCACCGUAACCAGCACUAGCACUACCAGCACUACCAGCACCACUCCGAAAAGCAAACCGAAAACUGCAUCGACGAUAACCAUGAAACAAACGACCACUAUGACGCCUACAACCACCGCGACCGCUACCGGGACUACUACUCACACCGGUUCGGUCACUUAUACCACGGCGUCCGGCACCACCACACAUGCCACCACAGUGAAUAAAGCUACCACCUCAGCCACGAAAACCGGCACAACGGGCAGCACUGCGACAACCGUUGGCGGCAUUUUGAUCGGCGGCGGUCAGCCGACUGUAACCCCGACCACUACCAGUAACAGUCAUCAUCAUCAUCAGCAACGUGGAAACUCAGCCUCCACAACCACAGCCAAUACCAAUGCCAACACUCCCAUCUACGCCACCACCACCACCACCCUGCCCAAGGGCCGGCCCGCCGUACAGAUUACGACCACCGAAAAGAUACACACUGUGGCCAAAAUAUUGACCGCCGAGACCGGUGACGUCCACCGGGUUAACAGUCGCCGGCCAACCGCUGCCACGCUGGCAGCUAUCGCGACGGUCGUGGCCAAAAUACCGUACACUGUGGCCUCCACCUCGACCACCAGCACUACCGGCCGUCCGCUGAAAGCGUUGCGGUCAUACUCCAACUUUGGCGUUGGAGGCGUGACCACUACGAAGGACGCCCUGACCACCGAGCCACCGAUUCACGUGUAUAAGAAAAUCGAUUUCCCGGGAUUGCCGAUCAGCGACGACAGCGAUUACGUGCGCAAGCCUACGGCCAUCCCAUUCUCCAGCACUUCAGCCACCACAAUUUCCAGCCCUGUGACCAGAAACGGUAACAAUGUGGCGACCACGCGGUAUUCGACACCGCUGCCCAUGGCCGCUUCUACCACCAUCAGCGCUUCUACCAGACCUGCACUCAACAACGGUACAUUUUCCGCAGCCACCGAAACAGCUACCACUAACAUGGUAUCCGACACAUCGUCACCAUCCGUUGCCGUCGACGAAUCAGAUGACGAUACCAACAACUGGAACCUCAUCCCGUCGUCCCCGUCUUCCCUGCCCGCCAAAACUGCCAAUGAGGCUGCCCCUGCCACCAUGACCAUUGCCUCCGUGACUGCCGCCUUUGACGUCACGUCCACCGCUACCGAUGUCGCGGCCGCAAACGCCGCGGAAGCCGCCACCGUCACCGCCGCCAUCACUACGACCGCCAGGACCACCUCCACCAUCACCCCCACUGCCAGCACCUCCACUGUUGCUGCCACCACAACCGCCGCUCCCACUAACCACCGGAAAAUGGCCAACUACGACGCGUAUACCGACCACCCCAACCGCAGCCGUCACAUAGUUCGCCCCAAGCAGCAUCACCACUCCUAUCCUUACAUCUUGUACAGACUUUUGGGAUGAACGGUGUCUUAUCUCUUCACCCCACUCCUCCUUCAUGCACUUACGAUAAGUAAUGACAGAUAUGUCACCAAAAAAAAUUUAUUUCCCGUUCAUCUCACAUCCGCUGUCGUCCUCACCCCUAACAAUCGUUCCGAACACAUAAUACAUUCAUUACAUAUUUGGGUACAUAAAAUAUUAAGUUAAUUCCUUCCGCAGUAUGUCCCUCGACAGUAUAAAAUAACAAUCUACAGGUGCAAACAUUUUCCCAUAAAGUGCUCAAUUCGUCAUUUUACAACAAAAAUUCUUUUACGUUAGUGUCAUUUUCAUCGACAGGUAUUUCAGAUUUUAGAAACUCUUGGCCAUAGAUUGGUACAUUUACCUUUCGUAAGGAUACGUUGCAUAAUAAAACCUAAUUGACAAACUGGCCGGGUUUCAAGCUACAUAAUAUCUAAAUAAGUGGACGCUAAUAAACAACUAUUUACUUCAGUUCGAUUUCAUUUGAAACCAUAAUUUCAUAUUCAUUAAUCACCCCACCUCAGUUUCCGGCUAAUAACUAAAAUAAUCAAAAUUUCAAUUUCACCAUAGAUACAAAUACUCAAAGAAGCGUGGGCAAAAUUGGGUGUUCUAGCCAGACAAAGAGUUAUGUUUUCUGGAAUACAAAGAUUUGAUUCCAAAUUCAAAAAUGUUCCAUUGAUUCUGAUUCUAAAACUAACAAUUAAAACAUAAACU